This is a messenger RNA of Diospyros lotus (date-plum), 5430 nucleotides long. RefSeq names its product ABC transporter C family member 2-like. NCBI's taxonomy places the organism in Eukaryota, Viridiplantae, Streptophyta, Magnoliopsida, Ericales, Ebenaceae. Gene Ontology annotation, molecular function: ATP hydrolysis activity; ATP binding; ABC-type transporter activity. Gene Ontology annotation, cellular component: membrane. The record is from RefSeq and is a predicted model, not a curated record. Gene Ontology annotation, biological process: transmembrane transport.
CCGCGUGAAUUAUUCGUCAUCCUCGGAUCAUACCUGAUCCAAGCACUUUCUAUUCCACAAAAGGCUUCACUCGGUUGGCGUAAUCAGCUUUCAGUUCCUAUGCUCUCUAAGGGAAACUCUUCACAAUUAAUGCAGUUGACUCAUAUCAGUUUUGAACUACAAGUCUGUUAAGCUAAAGUGGCCAGAUGGUUUAGUGUGUAAUGUAUUUAUAGUGUAAGUGGAUACACCUGUAGAGACAUUACUGAGUAUGGCUUUCAAGCCACUGGUUUGGUAUUGUCGGCCUGAGGAAAAUGGGGCAUGGGCAAAAGCAGUGGAAAAUGAGUUUGGAGCUUAUACACCUUGUGCAACGGACUCAAUGGUGGUUUCUAUCUCUAAUCUGGUUCUUAUGGUUCUUUGCUUAUAUCGUGUAUGGAGGACCAAGAAAGAUCUACGGGUCCAGAGAUUCCGUUUGAGGUCCAAUUAUUACAACUACAUGCUGGCUUUGUUGGCUGUAUAUUGUACUGCGGAACCUCUAUUCAGAUUAGUUGUGGGCAUAUCAGUGUUGAAUCUUGAUGGGCAGAUUGGCCUUGCUCCAUUUGAGGUGGUUUCCCUCAUCAUUCAGGCUUUCUCCUGGUGCUCUAUGCUGGUCAUGCUUGGUGUAGAAACAAAGGUCUACAUCCGUGAGUUGCGGUGGUAUGUCAGAUUUGCGGUCAUUUUUGCACUGGUGGGGAGCACUGUGAUGCUCAGUCUCAUUCUUUCAGUGAAGGAGUUCUACAGUAGAUCUAGUCUGUUUCUGUACAUCAGUGAGGUCUCCGUCCAGGUUUUGUUUGGAGUACUCUUGCUGGUGCACUUUCCCAACUUUGAUCCUUAUCCAGGCUACACUCCUCUGCGGACUGAGUCUGUUGAUGGCACUGAAUAUGAAGAACUUCCUGAUGGAGAGCAAAUUUGUCCUGAGAGGCAUGUCAAUAUAUUUUCAAAAAUUACUUUUGGAUGGAUGAAUCAACUUAUGCACCUUGGCUUUAAAAGGCCUCUGACAGAGAAGGAUGUUUGGAAGCUGGACACAUGGGACCGGACUGAAACGCUUAACAGCAAGUUCCAGCAAUGUUGGGCUGAGGAAUCUCAUAGACCUCGACCAUGGCUUUUAAGAGCGCUAAAUCGUAGCCUGGGAGGAAGGUUUUGGUUGGGGGGCUUCUUUAAGAUUUUUAAUGAUGCCUCCCAGUUUGUCGGCCCUCUUAUAUUGAACCAACUUCUACAGUCUAUGCAGCGUAGAGAUCCAGCUUGGAUUGGUUAUAUCUAUGCCUUCUCAAUUUUUGUUGGAGUGGUACUUGGAGUGUUAUGUGAAGCUCAAUAUUUUCAGAAUGUCAUGCGGGUUGGUUACCGCUUACGAUCAACUCUGGUUGCUGCUGUGUUCCGCAAAUCUUUAAGGUUAACCCAUGAGAGUCGUAAAAAGUUUCCAUCUGGAAAAAUAACCAACUUGAUGACAACUGAUUCUGAAUCACUCCAGCAAAUAUGCCAAUCACUUCACACUUUGUGGUCAGCUCCUUUUCGAAUUGUUGUUGCUAUGGUUCUACUUUACCAGCAGUUAGGUGUUGCUUCACUUCUUGGGGCACUAAUGCUAGGUCUUCUGAUCCCCAUACAGACACUUGUGAUAAGCAAAAUGCAAAAAUUAUCUAGGGAAGGAUUGCAACGCACAGACAAGAGAAUUGGCCUCAUGAAUGAAAUUUUGGCAGCCAUGGAAACUGUGAAAUGUUAUGCAUGGGAGAAUAGUUUCCUAUCCAAAGUUCAAACUGUUCGGACUGAUGAGUUGGGAUGGUUUUGGAAAGCUCAGUUACUUGGCGCGUGUAACAGUUUCAUUCUAAACAGCAUUCCAGUUCUUGUGAUUGUGGUUUCAUUUGGGGUGUUCACUUUGCUUGGAGGAGAUCUGACACCUGCAAGGGCAUUUACAUCACUUUCUUUGUUUGCAGUGCUACGGUUUCCAUUAUUCAUGCUUCCAAACAUAAUAACUCAGGUUGUCAAUGCAAAUGUAUCCUUAAAACGUCUGGAGGAACUUCUCUUAGCUGAGGAGAGAAUUCUUCUACCCAACCCGCCCAUUCAACCUGGACUUCCAGCCAUCUCCAUCAAGGAUGGAUACUUCUCCUGGGAUUCAAAGGCAGAGAAACCCACAUUGUCAGAUAUUAAUCUGGAUAUACCAAUGGGUAACUUGGUAGCAAUUGUUGGCAGUACUGGAGAAGGAAAGACAUCUCUUGUAUCGGCAAUGCUUGGAGAGCUUCCUCCUGUGGCAGAUUCAAGUGUCAUUCUACGAGGAACAGUUGCUUAUGUUUCGCAAGUUUCAUGGAUUUUCAAUGCAACAGUACGGGAGAACAUAUUAUUUGGGUCCGUCUUUGAGCCUGCAAGAUAUGAAAAGGCAAUAGGUGUCACUGCAUUGCAGCAUGACCUUGAAUUGCUGCCUGGAGGUGAUCUUACCGAAAUUGGUGAAAGAGGAGUUAAUAUUAGUGGUGGUCAAAAGCAAAGAGUAUCCAUGGCAAGAGCUGUAUAUUCCAACUCAGAUGUUUACAUAUUUGAUGAUCCUUUAAGUGCACUAGAUGCUCAUGUGGCUCGACAGGUUUUUGAGAAAUGCAUUAAAGAAGAACUGAGAGGAAAAACAAGAGUUUUAGUCACAAACCAGCUACAUUUUCUUUCACAAGUUGAUAGAAUUAUACUGGUCCAUGAAGGUACAGUGAAAGAGGAAGGAACAUUUGAAUACCUCUCAAAUAAUGGUGUUCUCUAGAAACUGAUGGAAAGUGCUGGAAAAAUGGAAGAAUAUGAGGUUGAAAAGGAAGAAGUUGAAAAGGUCAGUAAUGAGACCUCAAAACCUGUUGCAAAUGGAGUGACCACUGAGUUGCCUAAAGAUGCAACUGACAAAAAUAAAAGAAAAGAAGGCAAAUCUGUUCUUAUUAAGCAGGAAGAGAGGGAAACAGGUGUUGUCAGCUGGAAAGUCUUGAAGAGGUACAAGGAUGCUUUAGGAGGUCUAUGGGUAGUCGUGAUGCUCUUAUUGUGCUAUGUCUUAACAGAAACUCUACGAAUUUCCAGUAGCACAUGGUUAAGCGUCUGGACAGAUCAGAGCAGAUCAAAGCGUUAUUCACCUGGUUUCUACAAUCUGAUUUAUGCUCUUCUUUCAUUUGGUCAAGUUUUGGUGACUCUGGCAAAUUCGUUUUGGUUGAUUUUAUCAAGCCUUUAUGCAGCAAGAAGGUUGCAUGACGCGAUGCUUAAUUCUAUUUUAAAAGCUCCAAUGGUCUUCUUUCACACAAAUCCUCUUGGACGGAUUAUUAAUAGAUUUGCUAAGGAUCUUGGUGACAUUGAUAGGACUGUGGCAGUGUUCGUUAAUAUGUUUCUGGGCCAGAUAUUUCAGCUCUUAUCAACAUUUGUGUUGAUAGGAAUCGUGAGCACCAUGUCCUUAUGGGCCAUAAUGCCACUUCUAGUUUUGUUUUAUGCGGCCUAUCUGUAUUAUCAGAGCACAUCUCGUGAGGUGAAGCGCUUAGAUUCCAUAACCAGAUCUCCAGUGUAUGCACAAUUUGGAGAAGCAUUGAAUGGUCUAUCAACUAUUCGUGCAUACAAAGCAUAUGACCGAAUGGAGAACAUUAAUGGGAAAUCCAUGGACAAUAAUAUCAGGUUCACUCUUGUGAACAUGAGCGCAAACCGGUGGCUUGCUAUCCGUUUGGAAGCAUUGGGAGGCCUCAUGAUUUGGCUUACAGCAACUUUUGCUGUCAUGCAGAAUGUAAGAGCAGUAAACCAGGAGGCAUUUGCUUCUACAAUGGGUUUGCUUCUUAGUUAUGCUUUAAAUAUUACAAGUUUAUUAACUGCUGUGCUGAGACUUGCCAGUAUGGCUGAGAAUAGUUUAAAUGCUGUUGAGCGGGUUGGCACCUAUAUUGACUUGCCUUCCGAGGGUCCAUCUGUUAUUGACAACAACCGACCGCCACCAGGAUGGCCUUCCUCCGGAUCCAUAAAAUUUGAGGAUGUUGUCAUGCGAUACAGACCUGAACUUCCUGCAGUCCUACAUGGUUUGUCCUUCACAAUACCUCCAAGUGAUAAAGUUGGAAUAGUUGGAAGAACUGGAGCAGGAAAAUCUAGCAUGCUUAAUGCACUGUUUAGGAUGGUAGAACUGGAACGAGGUAGAAUCCUGAUUGAUGAUUAUGACAUUGCAAAGUUUGGAUUAACAGAUCUCCGCAAGGUUCUGGGUAUUAUACCUCAAGCACCUGUUCUUUUUUCAGGAACUGUUAGAUUUAAUCUUGACCCUUUUAACGAACACAGUGAGGCUGACCUUUGGGAGGCUCUAGAGAGGGCACACCUAAAGGAUGUGAUCAGAAGGAAUUCUUUGGGGCUGUAUGCAGAGGUCUCUGAGUCAGGGGAGAAUUUCAGUGUUGGUCAGAGACAGCUAUUAAGUCUUGCCCGUGCAUUACUUCGCAGAUCAAAGAUCCUUGUUCUUGAUGAAGCAACUGCUGCUGUUGAUGUUGGAACUGAUGCUCUUAUUCAGAAAACCAUCCGAGAAGAAUUCAAAUCAUGUACAAUGCUCAUUAUUGCACACCGUCUAAAUACCAUCAUUGAUUGUGACCGAAUUCUUCUGCUCGAUGCUGGUCGGAUUGUAGAAUAUGCUACCCCUGAGGAGCUGCUGCGAAACGAUCGUAGUGCUUUCUCUAAGAUGGUUCAAAGUACUGGUGCUGCAAAUGCUCAGUACUUACGCAGCCUAGUAUUCAGGGAGGAUGGGGAGAUCAAAGUGGGGGGUGAAGAGACCAGGCAGUUAGAUGGACAGAGAAGAUGGCUUGCCUCUUCUCGUUGGGCUGCAGCUGCCCAGUUUGCUCUUGCUGUCAGUCUCACUUCAUCACAGAAUGACCUAGUGCAGUUGGAAACUGAAGAUGCGAACAAUAUCCUUCAAAAAACAAGAGAUGCAGUUGUGACUCUACAAGGAGUUCUGGAAGGAAAGCAUGACAAAGUCAUUGAAGAGACCCUGAAUCAAUACCAUGUUCCUAGUGACAGAUGGUGGUCCUCUCUCUACAAAAUGAUAGAAGGUGUUGCAAUAAUGAACAGGCUGGCUCGGAAUAGGUGGCUCCACCAAUCAGAUAAUGAAUUUGAUAGAACAAUUGACUGGGACAGCAUUGACACAUAAAGAGAGCAAGUACCCCUCUGGUUCCAGGAUUUACCGCACCAUAGUUCAAAUUAUGUCCACUUGGCUGUAAACUAUGGGGAGUGAUAUCUUGUUUGCAAGAUGCUGAACAGGAUGCAAUUCUGCCUUAAGAUUUGUUCGCAGUCUCCACUAGUUGCUUAACAUUUGGUGAACAAUUUUGUUCACAGUUUUCAGACAUAAAGCAGUGUUGAAAUGCUUGCUUUGUUAAACAGAAAAAAUUGCAGCACUUAUUCCAUGCAGUCUAGUCUACCCAAUGAUAAAGAUGCAUACAUUUUUGUAGGCCAGGCCAUUUA